AUGGCCCCGCCCCCCUCCGUGGCCGCCGCCUCCGAUCGCACCGGCCCCGGCGCCGACGCCGGCGAGCCGUCCUCCCUCCGCCUCCGCCGCGCCCCCUCAGCCGACGCCGGCGACCUUGCCGACUAUUCCUCCGGAGGUCGGUGGGAGAACGGCGAGCCGCAACCGCCGCAGGAGCAGCAGCAGCAGGAGGAGAUGCUAUACUACCGCGCGUCGGCGCCCGCCCACCGCCACGUCAAGGAGAGCCCCCUCAGCUCCGACGCCAUCUUCCGGCAGAGCCAUGCUGGUCUUCUGAAUCUAUGCAUCGUUGUUCUGAUUGCAGUGAACAGCGGACUCAUUAUUGAGAAUUUAAUGAAGUAUGGCCUAUUGAUAAGAGCUGGAUUUUGGCUUAGUGCAAGAUCGCUGGGUGACUGGCCCCUUCUAAUGUGCUGCCUCACUUUACCAGUUUUCCCACUUGUUGCCCUCGUGGCUGAGAAGCUGAUUAGAAGAAAGCUCAUUGGUGAACAUGUGGUUAUUCUACUCCAUAUCAUUAUUACAACAUCUGUCAUUGUCUAUCCAGUUGUUGUGACUCUUAAGUGCGACUCAGCAGUGCUAUCUGGAUUUGUGCUAAUGUUUCUUGCGAGCAUCAUGUGGAUGAAGCUUGUCUCUUAUGCACAUACAAAUUAUGAUAUAAGGGUAUUGUCCAAAAGUACUGAAAAGGGUGCUGCAUAUGGAAAUUAUGUUGAUCCUGAGAGUAUGAAAGAUCCAACCUUUAAAAGUCUAGUGUACUUCAUGUUGGCCCCAACACUUUGUUACCAGCCAACUUAUCCUCGAACUACAUGUAUUAGGAAGGGUUGGGUGACCCGACAACUUAUAAAGUGCCUGGCUUUUACAGGCUUGAUGGGCUUCAUAAUUGAGCAAUAUAUAAACCCAAUUGUGAAGAAUUCCAAGCAUCCACUGAAAGGGAAUUUCUUGAAUGCUAUAGAAAGAGUCUUAAAACUCUCAGUGCCAACAUUAUAUGUAUGGCUUUGCAUGUUCUAUUGCUUUUUUCAUUUAUGGCUGAACAUUCUAGCUGAACUCCUCUGUUUCGGUGACCGUGAAUUCUACAAGGACUGGUGGAAUGCCAAAACUGUUGAAGAGUACUGGAGGAUGUGGAACAUGCCUGUUCAUAAGUGGAUCAUCAGACACAUAUAUUUUCCAUGUAUAAGGAAAGGCUUUUCCAGGGGUGUAGCUAUUCUAAUCUCGUUUCUGGUUUCAGCUGUAUUUCAUGAGAUAUGUAUUGCGGUGCCGUGCCACAUUUUCAAAUUCUGGGCAUUUUCUGGGAUCAUGUUUCAGAUACCGUUGGUAUUCGUGACAAGAUAUCUCCAGGCCACGUUCAAGAAUAUAAUGGUGGGCAACAUGAUAUUUUGGUUCUUCUUCAGUAUAGUCGGGCAGCCGAUAUGUGUCCUUUUAUACUACCAUGAUGUCAUGAACAGGCAGACCCAGGCAAGUAGAUAG
This is a messenger RNA of Miscanthus lutarioriparius, 1473 nucleotides long. NCBI's taxonomy places the organism in Eukaryota, Viridiplantae, Streptophyta, Magnoliopsida, Poales, Poaceae. The record is from the annotation of a GenBank genome assembly.